Manduca sexta (tobacco hornworm) is the source of this 1725-nucleotide messenger RNA. Its product is annotated as serine/arginine repetitive matrix protein 1-like. The transcript has 2 exons. The record is from RefSeq and is a predicted model, not a curated record. Lineage: Eukaryota; Metazoa; Arthropoda; Insecta; Lepidoptera; Sphingidae. The coding region runs from base 1 to 1725 and encodes 574 amino acids.
AUGGAUGAUUCACUUUUUAAACAACCAACAACACCAUUGACGAGGUUGCCUACCCCGGUUCCGUCUGGGGAGGCGGAGUUCGUUGGGCGCAAGCCCGCCGAUGGUAAUGCAGUGCAGGAGAGGAAGGGCGCUAAGCCCAUCGAAGUCGUAGUCCGAACAGCCAGGGCUGCAGAAGAGGAUUCCGAAUCGAGCGGGAGUGUCUCUUCCCUCCGGAGCAGGAGGCUCUGGAGGAGGCAUUCCCGUUCGAUUGACAGUCUCACGCUCAACACGAGCGAUACGGAUGAGCCGGCGCCUAAGGCUCUGACAGUCGAUGGCAGGGGGAGAGGGCGUUCUCCCUUUGCCGGAAAAUACGUUGGCCUGAAAAAGGCACAGAAGGAACGCGACAGACUGAAGCGGGAGGAGGCGCGACAGAAGACAGAGGAGGAGAUCGAAGAGCGUCUCCGCUUCGUAAAGUCGCCGAUGCCUCCAAAGGAUAAUUCAGAUGAAGACCGCCCCGUCCUCAUGGAGGACCUUAAAGAGUGCGGGCAAAUUGUGCGCGGUAUAAUUAGAAAAUCGGGCAAUCGUAAGGGCACGUCUCAAAAGGCGCUCAACCGGGUGAUAAACAUCAUCACCCGGUACGUUGAGCAGCCAGAGUCCGCCGCCAUAGCCCGCCUAAAGGUAGAGAGACAGAAGGCCCAGGAAGACAGUGCCCGCCUGGAGGCCAGUGUAAAACGGUUACAGGAGGAGAAUGCCUCGCUCCGCCGUCGUCUUGAAAACUUGGAAGCGUCCAACAAGAAUAUCACCACGACGGAAGAGAUGCUGGCCAUGGUGGAGGCAAGGGUACAGGCCCAGUUAGAGUCCGCCCUGAUGGGGCCAGCACAGCGGCCUCCUUUGGCCCAUGAAAGGAGAGUGACAACCGGGGACACACAACUCCCCGUGUCGGGGGGAAUAGUAGGCGGUCCUCCCCCGCCGAAGCCGCAGAGGGAGAAGGAAAAGGGGAAGGGGAAGAAGACAGCCCAACCAGUCCCACCUAUUCCCGAUGCUGUGGCCGGGCCGUCCAGCGCGCCUCCACAAGCUGUUGCGGGUCCUUCCACGGCCCCGACCGCGACGGCACCGCCGGGGAAGAAGAAAGAACAUGAAAGGAAGAAGGCAACACCCAAGCCGAAUCCCCAAAAGGGAAGAAAGAAGGACAUGCCAGCACAACUCGCUUUGGAGCCCCGUCCGCUGCCGCCGGCCCCCUGCGUCCAUGGACACGGCCUGGACAGAAGUUCAUCGAAGCGCCCCGAGCCGAAACUCCGGCCGCCGAAGUCAGCUGCAGUAGUCAUAUCGCUGACACCGGCGGCCGUCGAGAAGGGGCUGACAUACGCUGAAGUACUGACAGACGCUCAGCGGCGAGUGGACCUCUCUGGCCUACAAAUUGAUAGGCUCAGGCCGAAGUAUGCAGCCACGGGCGCCAUGCUCUACGAGGUGCCCGGGGCUGAUUCUGAGCAGAAGGCUGAUUCCUUCGCCGCAAGGCUCAGGGAGUGCUUUGGGGACUCGGACGUAGUUGUAACCCGGCCCACCAAGUGCUCCGAAUUGCGAAUUUCAGGACUAGAUUUCGCGGCCACCUCCGAGUCAGUAAAGGCGGCCUUAUGCAGUGCCGGCGGGUGUGCUGCAGAGGCGGUCAAGGUGGGGGAAGUCCGACCCGAUAGAUCUGGGAUGGGCGCCGUUUGGGCCAAGGUGCCCACCAAAGCAGCCCAAAAAUAA